AUGCUAGUUGUAUUUCGUAUUGAAUAUGACUUGUGUGUAAUUUAUUAUUUGAAUAUUCUAAUUAUACAUGAUUUAGAUAAUGUAUUAUUUAAACAAAUAAAGCAUAGUUUUUAUAAUUUGGAAACCAAUUUAUUUAAAAUUGAUUUAAAAAUCGAUUUGAUGAAAUUAGAUGUAAUCAGAGAAGAUUUUAAUUUGGAAAACUCAAGAAAUAACAUUUAUAACAUUUGUAACAUAAGAUUAGAAUUAUGGAGACAUGUUUUUAAGAUAUUAUCAUGUUCAUUGGAAUAUUUUAAAGGUGAUUCAAAAGAAUAUUUUCAAAAGAAGUUAACUUAUUUUUUAGAAGAAUUUGAAAAAAUUUUCGAUGAAUGUGAAUAUCCAUCAAAAUCAUAA
Hepatospora eriocheir is the source of this 390-nucleotide messenger RNA. The record is from the annotation of a GenBank genome assembly. Lineage: Eukaryota; Fungi; Microsporidia; Hepatosporidae.